AUGAGAGUGUCAGGUCUGCUUCACCUCCUGGCCCUCAUUUUUUGCCUGGUCAUCACAUGGGUCUUUGUCCGCAGCUAUAUCAACUUCAACAUGAAAACCAACCGCCUGCCCCGCUGGAUGGGUGACUGUUCCGUUCCCUCCCCAGCUUCACGCUUGGUGAAGACCAAGUGUGGCCUCAGCAAAUCCUGCCCAGACAACUUCUUUGCGUUUAAAAUCAGCAGCGGGGCCGCCAACGUCGUGGGCCCCUCCAUGUGCUUUGAAGGCCAAACGAUCAUGAGUCCUGUGAAAAACAACGUGGGCAGAGGCCUGAACAUCGCCCUGGUGAACGGAACCACGGGAAAGGUGAUGACACAGAAAUAUUUCGACAUGUACUCUGGAGAUGCUAGCCUCCUGGUGAAAUUCCUUAAAGAAAUUCCAGAGGGCAUGCUGGUGCUGGUGGCCUCCUACGAUGACCCGGGGACCAAGAUGAAUGAUGAAAUCAGGAAGCUCUUCUCCAACUUGGGCAGCACCUACGCGAAGCAGCUGGGCUUCCGGGACAGCUGGGUCUUCUUAGGGGCCAGAGACCUCAACAGUAAAAGCCCCUUUGAGGAGUUCUUAAAGAACAACCCAGACGUGAAUAAAUACGACGGCUGGCCGGAGCUGCUGGAGCUGGAGGGCUGUGUGCCCCAGAAGGUAUAUUAGGGCGGCUGUGGCUCUUCCUGGGCCAGGGCCUGAGGCUGCUCCUGCCUGACUUAGGAGUCAGAGCCCAGGCUCACUGCGAGCUGGACCGGCAGGAGUGACGGCCAGCGGAGGAGGAGAAGGAAGA
Balaenoptera musculus (blue whale) is the source of this 805-nucleotide messenger RNA. RefSeq names its product FAM3 metabolism regulating signaling molecule D (gene FAM3D). The coding region runs from base 1 to 681 and encodes 226 amino acids. The transcript is spliced from 8 exons. NCBI's taxonomy places the organism in Eukaryota, Metazoa, Chordata, Mammalia, Artiodactyla, Balaenopteridae. The record is from RefSeq and is a predicted model, not a curated record.